CGCACUCGGUUAUAGUGCCUGAGACGCCGGUCCCAGGGGCACGAGAAGGAGAGACACUCGGCGUAGAUUUUUUUCUGCCGAGCGCGCGAUCCAAACUCGACGGAUCCUAAUCUCGUCCGUAGAUUAAACAUUAAGUCCGUGACGAUGACGAUCGUCUCCGCGGUUUUCAUCGUCUCCCUAGCUGUCACCUUAAGCGACGCAGCCUCGAUCGGGUAUGGCGCCGAUGAUAAUUCCGGACCCGAGGAUCUCUGUGACAGCAAGGUUUACUGCGAAGGACCGCUGCUGAAAACGGUGCAGCUCGCCGGGAUUUUUAAUGACAGCAAAACCUUCGUUGAUCUCUACCAGCUUAACGAUCCGAACGUAACUCUGAACAAUUUUAAUAUCUUGAUGAAAGCAACCAACAACUCGCCUAAUCGCUCUGAGGUGGCCACGUUCGUCGCCGAGAACUUUGUCAUGCAAGAUGAACUGGAUAACUCAACGUUAUCGGAUUGGAAGGAGAAUCCAGCCAUCCUAAAAUCCAUUCAAGAUUCGCAGUUCCGCGAGUGGGCGAGACGUUUGAAUUCUAUUUGGGAAACUCUAGCUAGGAAGAUAAAAGAUGACGUGAUGAUCAAUCCGGAACGACACAGCUUGAUUUACGUGAAUAACACUUUUGUCGUUCCCGGAGGACGAUUCAAAGAAUUUUAUUAUUGGGACAGCUACUGGAUAAUCGAGGGACUCUUAUUAUGUGAUAUGCCUGUCACCGUUAAGGGAAUGAUCGAGAAUUUUUUCUCCAUGGUGAAGAGAUACGGUUUCGUUCCAAACGGCGGUAGAGUUUAUUACUUGUCGCGAAGCCAACCGCCUCUAUUGAUACCGAUGGUCGCGAAAUAUUACGACUAUACCAAGGAUCGCGAAUUUCUCAAGCAAAAUAUAGCCAUUCUUGAGAAGGAAUUCGAAUACUGGCAAAACGAGAAGAUGGUAAACGUAAUGAAGGACGGUAAGACUUACAGAAUGGCGCGUUACGUGACAAACAGCAAUGGUCCGCGACCAGAGAGUUACAAGGAGGAUUACCGAUUGGCGCAAGCAUUGCCGGAGAAGGAGCGCGGGGAGCUUUACAACAAUUUGAAAGCUGCGGCUGAGAGCGGCUGGGACUUCUCCUACAGAUGGUGCAUACGAAUCGACAGGAACGCCAAUCUCAGUCUCAUUAAUGCCUCGACGAGCGACAUUAUACCCGUCGAUUUGAAUGCGAUAUUACAGCGGAACGCCCGGUUGCUUGCUCGUUUUCACGGUGUCCUGGGCAACCUACAAAAGGUCUUGCGUUAUUCCAAGAUUGCCCUGGACUAUCAAGCUGCCAUCGACAAUGUCCUGUGGAACGAGGACGAGGGAAUCUGGCUUGAUUAUGAUGCGAGGAAUAAACAAUCCAGAAAUGCCUUCUAUCCCUCGAAUUUGUCGCCGCUCUACACAAUGAGCUACAAUCGGAAUAAGAGCACCUAUUAUGCCCUGAAGGCUAUUUCCUACCUCAAAAGAAAUCGGGUCGAUUUGUACUUUGGUGGCACGCCAACUUCCGCAAACUAUACCGGGGAACAAUGGGACUUCCCUAACGCGUGGCCGCCUUUGCAAUCCUUUUUGGUCGUGGGUCUUUAUCGAACCGGGAUGAAAGAAGCGAUGGACCUAGCCGAGACAUUGGCCGGCAGAUGGCUCAGAUCGAAUUAUAUUGGUUACGAUGAAUACGGCAAAAUGUUCGAGAAGUACAACGCGAUACAUCCCGGCGAGGGUGGCGGCGGUGGCGAGUACAGCGUUCAGGAAGGCUUCGGAUGGACAAACGGCAUCGUCUUCGAGUUCCUUCGUCUUUUCCCGGACGUCCAGUCCUCGGACCAGUUUAGCAAUGAUAUUAGUAGUUAAUGCACGUGGUCAGAUAAGUAGCUAAUUGAGCUUAGAAGUCAGCGUUAGCGCGUUCUCUGUAAAAAUAAGUGCUACGAAAAGAAAUCGAUGCGGAUCUUCAUCGAAUUUCCAUGUCAAUUUCUUUUUUAAAAAAAAUUUAACUCUUAAUUUUUAAAAUGAAGGAUUGACUUGUGAGCAUAUUUUUUUAAAUUAUUAACAUAGUUUCUUGGAUGGAAUACAAUUUAUUUCUCUAUCCUCUUUAAUCACCGGUGUUGUUGAAGAUAAUUAAUUUUCAAUUUUUUUAAUAUUUAACAAAAUUUAUGAAUCCUUAAAAAAUAAAAAAGAAAUAUACAUAAAUAUCAGUUUUGAGAUAUUACACAAUAUUUCGAAGCGAAACUUAAUAUCGAUUUUAUAAAAGUGAGUAUAUUAAGAUAAAUAAUUAACUUAGAUAUUGUUUCCCAAAACCGGGGAACAUAAUAUGACAAAAAAAAAACUAAAGGUUCUAAUUUUUACAGCUAUUAACAAAUCUAAUUUCUACAGGAACAUGAAAUUUAUCGAAAAAUAUAAAUGUAGAAGAACAUAUGCUUUAAGUAAAAAUCUAGGUAUUAAAUAAUUAUUAAAUGUUUAAUUAAAAGAUAAAACGAAAUACUUUGUAACGAAUCUAGUCCACAAGGGAAACCUUGCAAGGGCAGCGCAAAGAUAACCCCACCGUGCUUUCAGAUUUUUGAAUACGCAGUAAUAAGUUUCAAUCAUAAGAUACGCAAAAGAGUUGUAAUCGGUAGGAAUAAAAUAUUUAUUUUAAUUUUUAUCAUUGCUAGAAUUAAUAUAUAAAACAUAUUAAAAUUACGGGGAAACGGAGAUGUUCAAUGUUCUGAUGAUCGCGAUCACUUGCAAUGCAAUAUUAAAUUAGCACAAGAGUCGAGUUACCUUCUUUUCUUCGUCGUUGCAUUUUCAAUUACAAAUUGCUAAUUUAUUUCCUUUAUUGUCUAUGCUAUGAGAAAAUUCUUUUCUCGAAAAUAGCUGGACGGAGAUAUUCGAUUUACGAUACGAGAUUGAAAUUCUUGAAACUGAAAAUUCGUAUCACAUCAAAUUACUACUCUUUUGCGAUUAAAGAAUAAGAGAGAAGUUGGUCUAAUUAACGUAGCCAUUAAUGUCAAAUAAAUAUGAAUUAUACUA
Cataglyphis hispanica is the source of this 3033-nucleotide messenger RNA. RefSeq names its product trehalase-like. Gene Ontology annotation, molecular function: alpha,alpha-trehalase activity. The coding region runs from base 145 to 1878 and encodes 577 amino acids. Gene Ontology annotation, biological process: trehalose catabolic process. The transcript has 9 exons. The record is from RefSeq and is a predicted model, not a curated record. Lineage: Eukaryota; Metazoa; Arthropoda; Insecta; Hymenoptera; Formicidae.